Molecule: messenger RNA, 4359 nt
Organism: Amphiprion ocellaris (clown anemonefish)
Lineage: Eukaryota; Metazoa; Chordata; Actinopteri; Pomacentridae
Product: neuroblast differentiation-associated protein AHNAK
Exons: 5
Coding region: 157-3963 (1268 amino acids)
Biological process (GO): regulation of RNA splicing
Cellular component (GO): cytoplasm; nucleus
Molecular function (GO): protein binding
Source: RefSeq, a predicted model, not a curated record
UGGAUGACAGACCAGAAGUGAUACACUGAGGAGGAGACAUCUGUCACUGGGCUUUACUUAGUGGAGGAGUCUCUGGCAGCAAUACAUGAGAACUUUGCUGUGGUUUGGAGUUUAAUGACUUCUUGUAUUAUGGUCUAAGUAUACACCUAAGAAAUAAUGUUUCAAGUAAAGACUGGGGACAGCAGUAGUGCGAGCUUUUCAGAAAGUCUCGUCUUAGAUGACUCUGGGGAAGGAGUUGUCAUCACAGGAAUCACAGAUGACACAAUUGCUGCAAAAAGUGGACUGCAAGCUGGGGAUGAGAUUGUUGCAGCCACGAUACAUCUCGACCACCUCAAGAAAAACGAAGUGCUGAACAUUCUGAAGGUCCUCGAGCCGUAUGAAGACAAUGUGAAGGUUCUGACGAAGAAGGACUUGACUACCAAUGCUGGCCUUGGCUCCUUGGGCCUAGGCCUCAGAGACUCUCCAGAGAUGCUCCUAGAGAAGGACCUGUCACUGAAUGCUUCAGCUGAGACACCAGAUGUUUCCCUUGACGGCCUGAGUGGAAAUUUAAAUGCUGCCAAGGGGAUGGGAGGUAAAAUAAAGGGUCCCACUCUCAAUGGAGACCUUCCCAGUCUCAGUCUAGAUAAUUACUCUGCUGAUACUGGGGCCAACUUUGCAGUGUCCCCUGCAGGACCAGAUAUCAAAACAGGUCUAGGUGGAACCCUCACAGCACCUAAUGUCAAUGUCUCAGCUCCCCAGCUCAACACUCCCAGUGCCUCACUUGACAUUGACAAACCAGAAAUCAAGACAGGUAACUUGAAAUACAAGCCCCCCAAGUUUAAAAUGCCACAUUUUAAUUUACCUCAGUUUCAAACACCAAAAGCAGAUAUGGAUGUGUCUGGUGACGUAGAUCUCCCCUCCGUCAGUGGAAAUAUAGAGACGCCAAAUCUUAACCUGUCAGCUCCAAAAGCAGAUCUCGAAUGUCCAGAUUUGGAGCUAAAUGGGCCAAAAUUAGACCUAAAUGGUUCUGGUGUAAAAUUAGACACACCAAACGCUGAGAUUGAGACAACCUCACACAAAAUCAACUGGCCCCAUCUAAAAUGGAAAGGUCCCAAAGUUAAAGCACCUCAUGCCGAUAUGAAUGCUGACCUGUCAACAGCUGAUGCCAGCAUUUCCACACCAAAGAUUGAUGGGAAUCUAAGCACACCAGAUUUUGAUGUAAACUUGCCCACAACUGAAAUCACAAGCCCUGAUCUAGAUGUUCAAACUCCAGAUCUUGACAUUGAUGCCCGUUCUGGCAAAAUCAACUGGCCUCACAAGAAAUGGAAGAAGCCCAAAUUUCAGGGGCCUAAGGCAGACUUAGAUGUAGAUGCAGAUUUAGACACACCUGAUUUCUCAGCCUCAAAGAUUGAGGGUGACAUUAACGUACCAAACGCUGAGCUGAAUCUCCUUAAUGCUGACCUGAGAGGUCCUGAUGUAAAUACUACAGAUGUUAACAUUGAUGCACCUUCAGGAAGAUUUAACUGGCCGCAUCUGAAGUGGAGAAAAAGCAAACUUCACACCCCAAAAGCUGAUGUAGACUGGAAUGCAGAUCUGAGCGCACCAGAUGUUGAUCUUUCAGCCUCAAAAAUUGAUGGUGGGAUUAAGACACCUGAUAUUGAUGUGAAUUUACCCAAAGCCAGUGCUGAUGUUAAAGCACCAGAUGCUGACGUUGAACUCCAUUCUAGCAAGAUCAAAUUCCCAACACUGAAAAAGAACAAGUUCCUGCUUUCUGGGACAAAGGUAAAAGCCCCAGAUGUUGAUGUUGAUGCUGAUGUAGCAGCACCUGACCUCAAAGUGUCAUCACCUGAUGCACCCGGCAUUCAUCUGACAACACCAAAUGUGGACACUGAAGCUCCAUCUGGAAAGUUUAAAUGGUUUUCUGCUAAAAGGCCAAAGUGGUCAGUCUCAGGUCCUAAGGUUGGUGAGACAGAUAUUGAUUUAGAUGCUGAUGUUUCAGGUCCUGACAUGAAUCUCUCAGCUCCAAAGAUUGAUGGUGAAAUAAACUUACCACAAGCUGAACUGGGAAGAGCUAUCGAUUCUCCAGAUGUUGACAUUGAAGGCCACACUGGAAAAUUCAAAUGGCUCAACUUUAAAAAACCCAAAAUUGGUACACUAAAAGGUCCAAAAGCUGACAUUGAUGCUGAUGUGAAGGCGCCAGGUCUUGACCUCAAAGGGCCUGAUGUGGAUGUGAGAGCAGCAGAUGUUAAUCUUUCUGCACCAGAAAUUGCUGGUGGGAUUGAUUCUCCGGAUCUCAAUAUCAGCAUGCCCAAUGCUGAUGUCAAAGGUCCAGAUGUGGAUCUUAAAAGUCCAGAUCUCAACCUUGAUCCACCUGAUGGCAAGAUAAAGUUACCAAAAUUCAAAUUACCAAAGUUCAGAGGGCCAAACGCCAAGGGUCCUGAAUUAGAUGCUAAUUUUACAGCACCAGACAUUGAUACCAGCCUUGACUUACCUGAAGUUGAUCUGGAUCGACAAAAUGUUGCCCUUGAAGCGCCAGAUCUGUCCUUGUCUGCACCAAAAAUUAAAGGCGGACUUGAUGCAACAGAUCUUGACAUUAAUUUACCAAAUGCUGAUCUCAAAGGUCCAGAUGUGGAUCUUAAAAGUCCAGACCUCAACCUUGAUCCACCUGAUGGCAAGAUAAAGUUACCAAAAUUCAAAUUACCAAAAUUCAAAUUACCAAAUGCCAAGGGUCCUGAAUUAGAUGCUAAUUUUACAGCACCAGACAUUGAUACCAGCCUUGACUUACCUGAAGUUGAUCUGGGUCGACAAAAUGUUGCCCUUGAAGCGCCAGAUCUGUCCUUGUCUGCACCAAAAAUUAAAGGCGGACUUGAUGCAACAGAUCUUGACAUUAAUUUACCAAAUGCUGAUAUCAAAGGCCCUGAUCUACCAAAAGCAGACCUCCAGCUACCUAAUCUCAACAUGAAUGCAUCAGACCUCAGCCUGUCUUCACCCAAAAUUGAUGGAAAUGUUUCUGUACCAAACAUAGACACUAAGUUACCAAAAGCUGAACUGGAAGUACCUAAUAUCACAGGAAAAUCUACAGAUGUGGCUGACUUAAAAGGACCUAAUGCACAGUUAAAAACACCUGAUCUAGAUCUUGAGCCACACCUUGGUGACUUUAAAAUGCCCCAUUUCAAACUUCCAAAACUUGAUCUUUCAAGUCCUGAAGUAGAGGUUCCCACUGCUCUUCCUUCAGUUGAGGCUGGAAUUGAGACACCCAGGGUCAACAUAGGCACUCCUACAGCAGAUGCCAACAUCUCUGUUGCUCCAGUAGAUUUGAGUGGAUCAAAGUUAAAAGGGGACAUCGAAGGACCAAAAGCAGAUGUGAAAGUUCCAAAUGUAGAUACCAACCUUGAAAAGCCCAAAUUUCCACAUUUCAAGUUUCCAAAGUUUAACUUGGGGUCUAAGAUGAGAUCUUCAGACGAUGAAACUGAUGUAAAUCUUGAAGAGGGAAGUGGAGCUGACUCUGAAACUGACACUGAGAUGGAGGUUCCGGCAUUCAAAUUCCACAGACUGCCUAGGAACAGUGUUGAUGGCAUUGGAGAAAUUGCUGAUGCUUUUGGCUUAACAAAAUCUGACACAGAUGAAAAGGACUAUGUCAUCAGCAAAGGGAUCCGCCUGCCAAUAGUAAAUGCAACAUCAAAAGCAGGAGAAAAGAUUGAUAUUAUGGAGAGAUUGAAAAUGGCAAGGGAAAAAGCUCCCUCAGCUAAUGUCCCUCCAACUGAAGAGAAAACUGAUAUUGGUCUGAAGUUCAACACCCCCAGUCUUGAUGUUGGGGGCUCUACAGAAACAGGAGAUCCCUCUUUAGUGAGAGUAGAUACUUUCAAAGUAGAAAAGCCAGAGUCUGAGUUGGGCCUGGGAGCCCCUGAAAUUUCUACAUCAGAUGAAAAUGACAAAAUGUCCUUGAGCCUCUCUAAUAUGCUUGGCCUUAAUAUCAAGAAUUGAGAUGCUGACUGAUUCUUGCUAAGGUAACAUGAUAAACUGUCAGUCCAGAAACAUUGUAAAUACAUGUAACUAAACCAGUUCCACUCUUUAGUUUGUCACCAUAAAAGAGAAUUUAACUGCAGAUAAUGCUAGCUACGGUAUUCUUCUUCUAUAAUAACGUAGCCUAUAGACGAAAGCUGUUUUUAUAUACUAUGUGUAUAUUCCUGUUAUUUAUAUGUUUUUUCUUAAACACUGAUGAUUUGGAAAUAUGUUUCUUAUUAAAUGACUGCCUCAGUAUUGCAUGUGAUCACAGUGAGCUGUUAAAGUUUCUGAGAAGUGAAUUACUAUACCUUAAAUAUUUUAAAGGAUAAGUGAGUUGUAUUUGUUUAUUUUUGUUCAAUAAAUCGCUCAGCUAUA